CUUUGAAUUUGACUUUGACUUUAAGUUAAAGUUAUUGUAGUAUACAAAAAUACAAAAGCACUUUAAAAAUAUUAUUUUAAUUCAACAGAAAAUAAAGGAAUUUCUGUGGUUGGUCGGAUUGCAUUUUUGUCAUUUAUUUUGGGAAAAACCUAAUUGAAAUACUAAAUUAACUUCAAUUCACUGUCAUUAAAAUAAACAUGGUGUGCGACGGACCAGAUCCACCCGAAAAUUCUCCAAAUAAUUUGACCCCACCUCCCAGACAUGAGCUUAUAAAUGGCAACAAUGAAGAGAGUGAUGAUGAGCAGUCUGAAUACUUCGGUUACGAGCCGCUACCACAAGGUCCUGAUGGUGCCAUCAUUGAUAUUGAUGAUAGAGACGAAGAUACAGAGGGAAUAUAUGCUGAGGAUCAGGAAGUACCUUCACAAGAUGUGCCUGCAAUAGAGCCCAUAGAAAAUGUGCUUGUUAGAGAAGUUUGGAGCACCCCUAGAUCUACAGAUUCAAUACAAAUGGAUAAUGAAAGAGCACAAGAGGUUAUGUCAGCGAUGGCUAACUUUGCAUUACCAGAAGCAUCAAUACCAGAGUGGGCACAGAGUAUAUCAGAAGAACAAUGGAAACAAACUCUUAAUGAUAGGUUAGAGAGAUUAAGGAAUAAUAGUUAAAUUGCUACAUAUAGAUUUUUUUAAUUAGGCAGAUUGAUUCUAUGGAUUUUAAUAUUUUAUUCUAACUUUCUACAGUUAAAAUACUUGUAUAACAUAAUAUUGCCAGCACUUACAUUCUCUUCAAACAGACAUGUUUUAAUGUAAGGUUUAUAAAAAAAUAAUUUUACAUUAAAAUUUAACAGGAUGUCUCAAAAGGUUAUGUACAUA
This is a messenger RNA of Papilio xuthus (Asian swallowtail), 866 nucleotides long. RefSeq names its product male-enhanced antigen 1. NCBI's taxonomy places the organism in Eukaryota, Metazoa, Arthropoda, Insecta, Lepidoptera, Papilionidae. The record is from RefSeq and is a predicted model, not a curated record. Gene Ontology annotation, biological process: spermatogenesis. The coding region runs from base 198 to 659 and encodes 153 amino acids. The transcript has 4 exons.